Punica granatum (pomegranate) is the source of this 1785-nucleotide messenger RNA. The record is from RefSeq and is a predicted model, not a curated record. NCBI's taxonomy places the organism in Eukaryota, Viridiplantae, Streptophyta, Magnoliopsida, Myrtales, Lythraceae.
ACCGAUUUCCACGUCAGUUUCCUAACGAAUAAUAUUCAACAGAUUGCGAGCUGCUUCGAGAGAGAUGGCUCAUUCUUCGUCGUCGUCCUCCUCCUCCUCGUCUUGCUGCCGGUCACCUCGCAAAGUCCAAGCGCAGCGAUUCCAGAGAGCCCACAUCGGGGUUCCCUCCAGACACGGCAACAACAAACGUUUCUUGACUAUUGAAACAUUCGGUUCAUAGGAUUCCUCGAGCGGGCCUGUGAAAUCGCCUGUUCUGUGACAUGUCAGAGCAAAACACUCGACUCCUCUUCCCAUUAAGAAUCAUAUUUUGAAGCAGAAAGGUCGUCCUUUUUCGCCCCUCGGUUCCUCGGUCCGGGUGGUCGUAACAGGAAGAUAUGGCCGAGCGGAGAGUGCACCCGAAUUGCGUCUAUAGGGUGAACCCGUACCAUGAAUGCGUCGAGUCUUGCUUCGUCAAGAUGGAAGAAGCUGGAAGGGUGCAAAAAUCUAAGAAAAAACCCGGUUCCCUGAUCCUUCUUGUUCCGAAGAAGCUCAGCCAGAGGAAGAAGAAAGGUUUGGACUCGGAGCUGAAGCCUUCCGACUCGUUUGACAGCAAAUUCGACUUGAAAAAGGCUCUUGCCCGUCCCGACUCUCCUUCAUCCCCGAUGAAGUUCUCCUUCAAGAAGGUGGAGUCGUGGAGCUGCGAGCUUCCAUUCAAGGGUCCGGACACUGGAAAAACUUACUCGCGGGAUUCUUCCUUUCUGAAGUUCUUGCCCAAGACGAAGCCUGCUCCCGAAGAGCCACCUAGUGAUGAUCCCAAAGAAUCAAAACAGAUGGAGAAUGAUCAGCAUGAUGAUGAUGAAAAGCUUAGGAAUAACCAGAAUCCAGUAGAUUCAUCUGACGGCGCUAAUAACAACAACAACGAUAACAAGGACGGUGUCUCCUUUGAAGCGAUUAGCGAUGAGGAAUUCCCAGACCGGCCAAUAAUUUGCGACUCACGAGUCCAAGUCGGGGAUCAUUACUAUGUGAAAAGAAGUGUUGCAUCCAUUCUGAGGUCGAUUCUGAAUAAGUAUGGAGACAUAGCUCGGGACUGCAAACUGACGUCAGUCGUGAUGCGGUCUAAUUACUUGGAGUGCUUGUGCCUUGUUAUUCGGGAGCUGCAGUCGUCCUCAAUCGAGAAGAUGAGCAAGUCUAAGCUAAAGGAGAUGUGGGCGAUCACGAAGGAUGUGGAAGCAGUUGGAAUCAAAGUUGGUUGGCUCCAAAAGACUCUGGAUGAGAUCAAGGAGGCGGUCGAGCUGGUCAAGAAGAGCAGAUCGGCUGAGGAAGAGAAGAAGAAGUUUGACUCAAACGUGGAGUCAGUGAGGAAAGAUCUCGAAGCUUGCAUGCAAGAUCUUGCUGAGAAGGAGAAGGAGGUUGCAGUUGCUAGGGCACGGGUCGAGGAGACUCGAGGACGGCUGAGCGAGCUCGAGAAGGAAUGUUCUCGACUGAACGAGACAAUUUUGUCAAUAAAAUCGAAGGUCGAUGGCAUCGACUGCAAAGCCAAGGUAGCUGAAAUCCUGUGAGCUAGAUGUUGGAAUUGUACCCUCAGGUAGCUAUAGAAGGUGAAGUCUAUGUUCUAUGGUAAAGAUCAUAGUCCUGUUAAAGGACGACAUAGUACUUAGGCCAUAGUUCAUGCAUUAAUGUUGCAGACUUGCAGAUAUAUUGUACUUUUACGAAUAAGAUCUGAUCAUAUAGGACUGAAUAUUACCUUUGCCACAAUCAAAUUGCAGGCAAUUCGGACGAUUAUAUGCAAAUUAUGAUUUAGUUUCA